UUCUUUCUAUGCAUCCUUAAAUUUAAUGCAAUUAAGAUUCCAUCAAACCACCCCCACCUUCCUUCUCUCUCUCCCCCGUCUUCUCUGCCUCGUCUACAAAGAGAGAUCUUGGUGAAUUCACCAUUUAUUAAUGCAACCAAGGUCUUCCAGCUGGAUGUUCAAGCCUUCGAGAGCCAAAGAUACCAUGUCUUGAAUGCACUUUUGUGCAUUCCUCACUUCAAGAUUUGUCUUUGCUCUUCUGAGUCUCCAGGCUUGUGUGUUUCCUUCCCUAAAGCGCAUUGAGGAAGCCUCUCGAGUGCAGAGGUUUGAAGGUCUAUGAGGUACCUUUUAGGAGUCUUAGUUGUGUUGUUUUUGGAGCUGCAGGGGUUUUGAGUAUAUCUUAAUGGAUGUUGGCUUUCCAAGGGAGGAAAGUAAGUACAAAUGAGGCUGGCCCCUACUUCUUCUCAGAUGGAUAGCUUUUAUGGAUAAAGAAGGAAGGAAAUCACAUGUACAGCUUUAAUGGUGCAAGAUGGCCGUCAGCGAGAUGAAGAAAAGCAAUGGAGAGUAAUAUCUUCUUGAAUAGACUGCCUGCCUGAAUUAAAGAUAGCUUGCGUCAGGGAGAAAGAGUUCAGGGGAAAGGGGGAAAAAAAGUAACAGGGAAAGAGAGAGAGAGAGAGAAGGGAAGAGAAGAUGCCGACGGUUUGGUUUACUCUGAAGAAAUCUCUCCAGUGCAAAUCUGAGCCAUCUGAUGUCCAUGAUCCAAAGGCCAGGGUGCCGUUGGCCAUUUUGACAAGGAGACCAGGGAGGUCUGGUUGCUCUAGAUCUAUUGCCAACCUCAAAGAUGUCAUCCAUGGGAGCAAAAGGCACCUCGAGAAGCCACCAAGUUGCAGCCCAAGGUCCAUUGGGAGCAGUGAGUUCCUGAAUCCAAUCACACAUGAGGUCAUCCUCAGCAACUCCAGGUGUGAGCUCAGGAUAACUGGUUUUGGGGGCUGCCAUGAGGGGGAGGCUGGGGUUGGCUCAACCUAUGUGGGUACUCUUAGGCCCGGUACCCCAGGGCCAGGGGGCCACUUCGGUCUCCAACACAACCCCUCCGUCAGAGGAGCCAGCACCACCCCUCCAAGGAGGUCACCUAGCUUGCUUGGCGACAAGGAGGGCUAUGGCUUUGGGGGUUCAUCUCUCUCUAGUGCUGUGUUUGCGAAUGGUGGUGGUGGAGUUCAUCGUGUUUCCUUCACUCCAAGGGCCUCUCAUGAGGCCAGGUCACAUGGAUCCUCUGCUAACAUUACAUGCCACAAAUGUGGAGAGCAGUUUGGGAAGUUGGAAGCCUUGGAAGCUCACCAUCUCUCCAAGCAUGCAGUCACUGAACUUGUGGAAGGAGACUCCUCCAGAAAGAUAGUCGAAAUUAUAUGUAGAACAAGCUUGGUAAAGUCUGAGAGCAGUUGUUGGCGGAUAGAGAGAGUCCUCAAAGUCCAUAACAUGCAAAAAACUCUUGCCCGCUUUGAAGAAUACAGGGAAAUGGUGAAGCUUAGAGCCAGCAAACUCCCAAAGAAGCAUCCCCGUUGCCUGGCCGACGGCAAUGAACUGCUAAGAUUCUAUGGAACCACAAUUGCCUGUUCUCUUGGCAUGAAUGGCACUUCAAGCCUAUGUUCAUCAGAGAAGUGCAACGUUUGCCAGAUUAUAAGAUACGGGUUCCCCACAAAGAAGGAACUGAAAGGAGGUAUUGGUAUUGGAGUGUUUACAACGUCCACUAGUGGGAGAGCAUUUGAAUCUAUUGAAAUAUAUGAGGACGAUCCAAACGUAAAGAAGGCACUGCUGGUUUGUAGGGUGAUUGCAGGCAGGGUUCAUAAGCCAUUGGAUAACUUCCAAGAGUUAGCAGGAGAGUCUGGUUUCGACUCAUUGGCUGGGAAGGUGGGCCUGUAUGCCAGCUUUGAGGAGCUCUAUUUGCUUAGUCCGCGAGCUCUUCUUCCAUGCUUUGUGGUAAUCUGUAAAUCCUGAGGAAAUUUACCAUUUUUAUGUUACAUCUUGAGUUAAAUCUGAAAUGCUUUGAACUCUCACUCAUGCACAGGCGCUACUGAGUUUAUUGAUUACCAUUGAUAAGGAUUCAGGUCUCAUUAUGCU
Elaeis guineensis (African oil palm) is the source of this 2094-nucleotide messenger RNA. RefSeq lists its product as uncharacterized. The record is from RefSeq and is a predicted model, not a curated record. Lineage: Eukaryota; Viridiplantae; Streptophyta; Magnoliopsida; Arecales; Arecaceae.